This is a messenger RNA of Coniosporium apollinis CBS 100218, 525 nucleotides long. Its product is annotated as ATP synthase subunit D, mitochondrial. Gene Ontology annotation, molecular function: proton transmembrane transporter activity. The record is from RefSeq and is a predicted model, not a curated record. The coding region runs from base 1 to 525 and encodes 174 amino acids. NCBI's taxonomy places the organism in Eukaryota, Fungi, Ascomycota, Dothideomycetes. The transcript has 4 exons. Gene Ontology annotation, biological process: proton motive force-driven ATP synthesis.
AUGUCGGUCGGACGCAGCGCAGCCCUCAAGCUCGACUGGACGAAGCUCAGCACGCAGCUCGGCCUCAAAGGCAGCACAGCGACCGCCCUCCAAGCCUUCAAGAAGCGCAACGACGACGCGCGCCGCAAAGUCUCGGUGCUGUCCGAGCAGCCCCAAACCGUCGAUUUCGGGCACUACCGCUCCCUACUAAAAAACACGGCCGUGAUCGACGAGAUCGAAAAACAGUUCCAGGGCUUCAAGCCCGCGACGUAUGAUGUUGGGCGCCAGAUCAAGGCGAUUGAGGCGUUUGAGGCGCAGGCUGUGAAGAGCGCGGAGGACACGAAGGGGGUGGUGGAUAGCGAGUUGAAGGAUUUGGAGAAGACGCUUAGGAACAUUGAGGAGGCGAGGCCGUUUGAGGAACUUACUGUGGACGAGGUUGCUGCCGCCCGGCCAGACAUCGAUGAGCGCACUUCACAGCUGGUAUCGAGGGGUCGCUGGAUGGUACCUGGCUACAAGGAGAAAUUUGGCGACCUAUCGGUUCUAUAG